AUGUGCCCCCAACCUACACAUCUCAAUUUAGGGGGCACGCAUCCUCCUCAACUCAACAUACCUACCAACAACAAACACCCAACAAUCCAUUCCCUCAACAAAACUAUAACUACCACUACAACCAACAAUAUCAGCCCCAACCCUACCUCUGACCAUCCAGGCAGUUCACCCCAGUCCCACCCACCCCCCAACUUUGACCUGACCAGCCCACGUUUCCAAUAUCAAACCUUCAACACUACCUUCUCUCAACCCACCUCGACCUUCACGCCUGAUGACGUCUACUACCCAACCCUUCAACAAACCCAACCCGAAACCUACCCGCAACCACCGCCACCACCACACUCAUUCCAAAAAGUUUUGCUUACUGACGAGCAACUGAUGCACAUGCCAGAUUUUAACAUUGAUGAUCUUCUUGAUGAGCAACCAGGACCCUUUUCACGACAGGCAAACCCCCCUACAGCACAUCACAACGAAGACAUGUCUUCCGACUCAUCUCAAUCACCUAGAAAUGAGCGUUUGGGCAGGGGAUAUAGAGAGCGAAGGAGCACUAGGUGUGGAACUGGGGGUCAUCUCCGAUAA
Messenger RNA from Lathyrus sativus (Indian pea), 579 nucleotides. NCBI's taxonomy places the organism in Eukaryota, Viridiplantae, Streptophyta, Magnoliopsida, Fabales, Fabaceae. The record is from the annotation of a GenBank genome assembly.